UCGACUUGCUUCAAAAAGAGCGGAAGAAACCAGCACAACCACCGCUCCAACCCGAACAACUAAGGAAGACAAGUAAAACACGUCGCCAAAAGACAGAUCCCGAGGUUGAAAAAACUUCAGAGAAUAAUGAUACUGAAGUCCAAACACAAGACGCUUCCGCUACAACUGCCCUGAAUGCUGACACUAUAUCACCACCAGCUCAAGAGCCAACACAUG
Acaulospora colombiana is the source of this 216-nucleotide messenger RNA. NCBI's taxonomy places the organism in Eukaryota, Fungi, Glomeromycota, Glomeromycetes, Diversisporales, Acaulosporaceae. The record is from the annotation of a GenBank genome assembly.